CUUCCUUCUGGUUUGCUGACGUCGAUCAGGAGGCCGUUUCGGGGGCUUCUGUAAACUUGAACUGCUGCUCUCUGUCUCUCGCUGCCGUUCGCUGGUUUGGAGUUGUGUUGGGCUCGCAGUUUAGUUGCAAACUUAGCCAACGCCACCGUAAUAUUUUCGCGCGCGCGUCCCGUCAGGUAGAUCUCGCUGUCGUCGAAAGCGAAGGAUUCCGAAUUCCUGGGUAACUGCGACCAGGACGGUGUGUGUUUUUUAAUUUUUGCCGCGCGACUUUCUGUGCUCUUCUGUGAGUAGGACCGACGGGACGUGAUUCCUCCAGUGGUAAGACGACGAUUCUGCUGUCAAGUGUUGGAGGAGGGGGGAAGACGAAACCAAGUGGUGAACAGGUAGUGUGGUGUUUCUAGGAUAGCUGUGCCAGAGGAUUUACCGAAGAAUCCCGGGAAGUGGGAAAGGGCGAGGGGAAGGGAGGGAGAGAGUGAAAAUCAACAACAAUAAAGGAAAACUAGUGCAACAAUAAGACGGCUUAAAAUCCGAGGGUUUUUAUCGUUAGCUGUUCCCGUAGGGCGGUGGGCGAUGGAAAGGCCUUAGGCAGAAGCGCAGGAGGUGCUGAUCUUCCGGAAAUGUAGAACGUUGCAGAUAGCUUUAGCCAUUAUUCGUCUGAUAUGCACCACCGGCCUGAGGUGCAGAUCCGAGACGACCCACGAUCCGCCGGUGCUGAAGAUCUUCGUUCUCGUAUGGAUUCAUCGCCACCGGUGUCGCUAAGCAAGAGACAUCAACCGCCAGCGCCAGGUCAUUCUGGUAUGCGCAGAGAUACCACAGUAGUAUCCGUAUCGACCGUCAGCAGCAGCACAAGCACAAGCCGAAACGUUGAUCCUCGUCAGCCGUCCUCCUUCCACCGUCAAUCAUCGGUUAGUUCCAGCCAAAGUUCCGGAACAGUUUACGCCACUAGAAGGCUAAGUCCGGGUAGUGAAAGUGCAGUCAGUUCAUCUACCACAAGUAACCAACGUAGUGGUCCAACAACACUCGGUAGUGGGUCAGCAUCCUCGUCCUAUGCGUCAGCUAGUAGUCUAGAUCGAGCUUCAGCACUUUUGCGACACGGAACAUCAUCUUCCUCGACCUCUUCGCCGUCUUUAGGAGUGCUUGGUGGAUUACCAGCUGGAUUGAAAGAAUCAAGCAAGUGUCCCACCCCGGGCUGUGUAGGAUUAGGACACGUUACUGGCCUCUACUCGCAUCAUCGCAGUUUGUCCGGAUGUCCCCGACGGGAUAAAGUGUCAUCUGAAUUACUAGCACUUCACGAGACCAUUCUUAAAUGUCCGACGCCUGGCUGUAACGGACGAGGUCACGUUAGCGCCGGACGCAACUCCCAUCGAAGUCUAUCUGGUUGUCCAAAGGCAGCCGCCAGUAAAGCAGCGGCUCGAGAACUUAAAUAUCAAAAUGGCUUAUUGUUCCGCCAGAAACUUCAUUCGGCAGUACUGAACUAUCAACAGCUGAACGAAUAUCGAUCUUCAUUGAUCAAUCAAGUCCAGCGUAGUCGCAGCGUCUCACCGGUAGAUAAGUCGAACAGUGUAGCUGAAGAGCCACAGAAUCUAAAGACAGCUGAACGCAAAGAGGAAAGAAAUCAGGAGAAGGGUCCUGAAGAUAACGUUCCAAAACCAGUGGAAGAGAUCACACUUGUGAUUAAAACAGAAAAACCAGACAUUGAAAGUGAACCACCAAGUAAAGAUACAAUGUUGGACAGCAGUAGUUACGGUCGAGAGACUGACUACCGUUAUGGUCAGCAGCAGCAAACACAUCAACAGUAUACGAACACGCAUAUGGGAAGCACUGCGGUCGGGUAUGAUUUCGGAGGCUAUCCAACUCGAGCUUACGAUCCCGGAGCAUUCGAACGAUACGAUCACGGGUACGGCUCCGCCACCAGAUACGCUCCGUAUGGUUUGAUGGAAGACUACAGCUCAUCUACGGCGGUGGGGUUUCAACAGGUUUCGGGUCCGACUUCCAGCCUUGGUCUAACGGAGCCGAACCCUCCGGUAUUGAAGCAGGAAAUGGACGAGAACAACACCUCCCAGCCUGGCCCGAUAUGCCCUCGUCCGGUCUACCAACAGCAGUACGAGCCGAACAACAACAAUACCAGCAACAGCAAUACCAAUACCACCAACAGCAGCAGCAGCAUCUCUGGUGGAACAGUACCGCAAGCAGCGGGUCCUACUGUAGCGCGGUCGGGCUUUUCGGCGAUCAAUUUGAGUGUCAAGACCGCUUCGGAUACGGGUACGGAAGCGGCUAUCCAGGACAGUAAAUCUCCUAGCAAUGAACGCGAUCCGGCAAUCGAUCUCUCAACUGGAAACAUAACGACGUCUAGGAAAAGUCCCAGAUCAUCGGAGGAUAGUGCUCUGGGGGCUCCAGCAGAGAGUCCCCAACGUCAGACUUUGGAUUUGAGCGUGAAUCGAUUACCCAACAGUACUGCUAGCCCCCAAAGCAAUCAUCGAGCUUCAUCCGGAUCACCGGUUCCGAGAUCCCCACAAGCUGAGCCAGUGGACUUCAGUGGCCCUCCACGUCCAGGACUAGGUUUUGGCUUCAUGGCUCCACCGCCAGCUAUGGGUUAUAGCCGUGAGUCUACACCGGACAGUGCAUCGUCGCACUACAUAUCCGAUGGCUAUCGAGAUCAUAACGGUUACAGUCCCCAUCCCAGCUAUAUGGACUACGCAGCGAACCCGUCCGGUUACCCAGGCUACGCUGCCCCAGCAGGAGCUUACCAAAGCUGUAGUCCGUAUGGUGCACCCCCUCCGCCACCGCAUCAUCACCAUCUGUACUCGUCCGGUGCAGCGUAUUCGACGGCCGGUGGUCACUACUCGAUGCCCCCACCGAGUCAUAUUCCGUCCCAGGAGCGGCUGCUGCAGGAAGGACUGUCGGGGCUCGGGCGGGCGUUCCACGCCAGCUCCCAGGAGCUCAAGUGCCCCACACCGGGCUGUGACGGUUCCGGGCAUGCCACUGGUAACUAUUCGUCGCACCGGAGCCUGUCCGGGUGUCCGAGGGCAACCAAGCCGAAGAAUAAGCCACGAGAUGGAUCGGAAGCGGAACCACUGAGUCAUUAUUUCAGAUGCCCUAUCCCCGGUUGUGAUGGAUCUGGACAUUCGACAGGAAAGUUCCUAUCUCACCGAAGCGCCUCAGGAUGUCCAAUUGCGAGCAGAAACCGUCUACGAGUGAUUGACUCUGGAGGAACACCGAUCGGAGGAAUGACGUUCGGCAAUGAAUCUGGCUGCACCACACCUGGUUGUGAAGUCUCACCCGUUCAUAAAAAGAUGAAAUACAUCGAUGAUGAUACGGAGAGAAUAUCCAAAAGCUACAAUGGAAUGAACGAUCUUGUAACGUCCAACGACACUCGCAGCAGCGAAGCCAGCAACCAUUCCAUGCGAGGAGAUACUGACCUUCCCACCAAUAACUACAUUUCGCCAGAAUCCUACCAGCAGUCCACCGCAGUUGAUCAGCAGUCGUCCCACCAUCAGUCCGAUUCCGCCGCUACCGGUGAAGAUCUUCUCUCGCUGGAAGCGGAAAUCUCCGAACUUCAGAGGGAGAAUGCCCGCGUCGAGUCCCAGAUGUUGCGGCUCAAGACCGACAUCAACGCCAUGGAAUCGCAGCUAGGUCACGUCGAUCGGGAAAAUGAAAACGCUACUAUCAGCAAUGGAAUCGUGAAUGAGUUCUACGGCAAUGGUGGCAUGAAACAAUCAUCUUCCGUCAACGAGGAACGAACAGAAGUGAAACUGGAAUGCAAACUAUCCAAUAAUAAAACUCAUGAGAACAACAAUGGAGAAUUGUUCAAAAAUCAGAACAACACCAUAAUGGAGCAGAGCCAUCACCAGCAGCAGCAAUCUUACUACGGUUAUCCGGAUCCAUCUGCUGAAGGCCGUUCUCGCUACUACGAACCCAUGAAACUGAAUGCAAUACCAGAUUACGGAAAACCUUUGACUACUGCGUCGACUUGAAUCCUUCAGGACUCACACUUGUAUACUUUCACAACUAGAGCUAGUGAUAGUUUCAUAGAAGUGAAAAUCUAAUGAAAUUGAUGUAUAACGAGCUACCGAAUCACUUACACAUUUUAUCUGCAAACAAAACCAAUUGAUUUCCUUACAAAACUCAACGACAUAUCAGUAGGAUUACAAUGGUCUUAGUUUCAGAUUUCUAUCUUUGACUAUCACAUGCCGCAAGUAUGGUUUUCCUGUGCUUUGCUCGAUAACAGAAGCUAUAUAUUUAUUUUUUGUUAGGGACAACUAUCAUCAACUGUACAAGUGCUUCUUUGUGCUAGCAAAACUAAAAUACAAUAAAUGGAUAAAAUAUUCUACUAA
Aedes aegypti (yellow fever mosquito) is the source of this 4334-nucleotide messenger RNA. RefSeq names its product myelin transcription factor 1. Gene Ontology annotation, cellular component: nucleus. The record is from RefSeq and is a predicted model, not a curated record. The transcript is spliced from 12 exons. Lineage: Eukaryota; Metazoa; Arthropoda; Insecta; Diptera; Culicidae. Gene Ontology annotation, molecular function: zinc ion binding; RNA polymerase II cis-regulatory region sequence-specific DNA binding; DNA-binding transcription factor activity, RNA polymerase II-specific. Gene Ontology annotation, biological process: regulation of transcription by RNA polymerase II. Bases 660 to 3974 code for a protein of 1104 amino acids.